AUGACGCCCGCUGCAGAGAAACCCCAGGAAAUCGGCUUCGACAGGCAGUUCUCGGCGGAAGUGAAUGGCGUGCCCACGGAGAUCGUGUUCCAUGGCUUCGCCAACAAGUGGUUCCUGGUCAUCACGCAGCUGGGCAAGAUUCCCGGCAUCUACAAUGUGCAGUUCGACGUCUCGCGGGACGAGCGGGUGAUUCCGUAUAUCCACGGGCCCGUGGACAACCCGGAGUUCCAUGUUUCGGUGCCCAUCACCAUGAAUUGCUGCUUGGGUUUGGAUACCGACGAGGUGCGCAGCGCCAUCCAGUUUUUGGUCAACAGAACCGGGCUCCACAAGUGCCCCACGGACUUUGUGGUGGGACUGGGCCUCAAAACAAUUGACGGACCCCAUCUGAAGGCCCUGGCCGCGGUUCUCGAGAAGAAUGUCUUCUAGUCCACGUUAUCCUUAACUAAUAAAUAGCAGCUGUAUGACAGUUUUUGUAAUAAAAGUAAUAUUUGUUAAGCCU
Messenger RNA from Drosophila takahashii, 499 nucleotides. RefSeq lists its product as uncharacterized. The record is from RefSeq and is a predicted model, not a curated record. NCBI's taxonomy places the organism in Eukaryota, Metazoa, Arthropoda, Insecta, Diptera, Drosophilidae. Gene Ontology annotation, biological process: proteasome assembly.